Messenger RNA from Linepithema humile (Argentine ant), 4921 nucleotides. Its product is annotated as janus kinase and microtubule-interacting protein 1. NCBI's taxonomy places the organism in Eukaryota, Metazoa, Arthropoda, Insecta, Hymenoptera, Formicidae. The record is from RefSeq and is a predicted model, not a curated record.
GGCUUCUCUUAGUUGGCGACGGUGUCUCUCGCGAGGAGGAUCCGCCGCCGUACCGUCCCGGAUCCAAUAAUACACUUCGCGAGUCCGAUAGGUCGGCUAAGAUAUCCCUACGUCCUUACGAAAACGCGACGAUGGCAAGCUCCUCAGAGGGAGACACCGUUAAGCCGACGAAUACGAAUAAAUCAACGACGAAUGGAAUCAACCUUCUCGCGCCCGCGGAGGGUGCGAGAAAACGACGACGAUUAGAAUCCCUGACGACGAACUCGGAGAUCCCUAAGAAAACGCAGCGACGCGACGGACCGUGCAACUCCGAUGUCGAGGCGUUCGGCGAGAAGAAGGCCGAGCAUUCGGAGGAUAGGAAGGACUCGUCGUUACCGCGUCUGAGAAAGAAGCAGGAUCAGACUGCGGUGACAAACCCGCAGGACGCAAGAGUGCCGCGGGCUUGCGAACCGAGUACAGGACGGAACGAUGCGAACAGAUUGAGGAAGACGAUACAAUGGCUCGAGGAGGGAGCGCGAAGACUGCGCGAGGAUCUGGCGAACGUGCGAACGGAACUGCACGAGGAGCGGAGAGCGACGAAGAUCGCCAGAAGGGAAUUCGAAACUGCCCUCAGGGAAGCGAAAUUUGCCGAGGCCGCCAAGUACCAACCGAUCAUAGCCGAGCUGAAGACCAGACUCGCUCAAUUUGUGUCGCCGCUGCCGUCCCCUUCGCCGUCGCCGUCGCCACCUUUCAAAUCGGAUCCCGAGAAUCACAAGCGUGAACUGUCGGCCCUCAGAAAGCGCUUAGUCGAAGCUGAGAGCACGAUACGGAAACUCGAGUGGCAAUCGGUGAAAUCGCAAGCGAAUGUCGCUCGCAACGGCACUUCCUCCUACAGCGAUGUACGCCGUUUGGAAGCAGAAGUGCGGUGCCUUCGCGCCGAAAACGAGAAGCUCGAAGAAAAAUUGCGUAUCGCUCUAAACGCUGAAAAGACUCGUAUCGCUGAGAUACGAGUUUUACGGGAGAAUCACGAAGCAGAGCUUUCCGCAUUGCGAAAAUCGCUACGCAGCGAAACUAUAAAAAUGAUGGAUGAACUGCGAGGCAAGAGCCGGGAGAUCGAGAAGCUGUCGAAACUCUUGAAACGUCGGAAAUUGGCGCCGCCGGUGGAGCGCGAUACGAUGCGGAAGUUACGGGAGAACGAGAGGAAUCGACCGAUACGGCCAGCAUCACGCAUAGAGAAGAAGAUUUUCACGGACGACGGUCAUACGGUGGGGUCAUAUGUCCACGCCGUAGAAUCCGACGGAGCCAUAAAUGAAAUCGAGGUCGAGCGCCUCCGUGAACUCGCGCUCGAGCAGCAGGAAGUCAUCGAGAUACUUAGACAGGCAGUUAAGGAGAGAGAAAGGAAACUGGAACAGCUAUCGAACAAAAAGAAGAAGGAGGAAUUUUAUAAACAAUGGCUCGAAUUGGAACCGGUAGCCGAAGUAGAGGACGAAGAGGACCACGAAGACAAUGACAGCGCCCUAUCGAGCGCCCCGUCCUCGAUGUCGCCGCAACCCGGAGGCUACGGUCAAUGGCAGGGUAAUGGUGUCACUAGAGAAGCGUACGAGGCCGUUCUCGUCGAGAUCGAGGAGUUGCAAUCGAAGCUCCUUCGGGAGCAGCGAGAACUGUCGCGUGCCAAAACUCAUAUUUGCGAGUUGGAGAAGGCACUCUUGCAAGAGAGAUGCGGCGAUCGCGACAAAGAGUUGAACAAGUUGAAUGACAAGCUUCGAGCCACCGAAGAGCGAGAAGCCAGGCUCUUAGUGGAGCUUUCGGAGAUACGAGAACAGAAUGAGCUUCUGGAGUUCCGGCUACUCGAAUUGGAGGAAACAUCCGCGCGCAGAGACAGUCCCGAUCACACAGUGGACAGCGGCAUCGUCUCGCCGGAACCCACUCACGCAAACAAGGAUCACUCAACGAACAAACAGAGGAGUCGCGCAGUGGCUACCGUUAUACCAUACACGAAUAACGCUACAAUGAAAUCUACGUCGCCCGUGUUGCCACGUAAACCACCACUGACUCUUCAGGAAAGCGGUAUCUUCGAGGAGGAUGAAGAGCAGGAGGACGAGGAGGAAGAGUCCGUUGAGCUGACUAGUCGCGGCACGCAGACGGAAGUGCCAUCCGGCGAGCUUCUGCAGGAAGUGCAGCGUCUCCAGGAGCUACGGGCGCGGAUCCAGGAGCGCGCGGCUAAGAUCGCGACCCCGGUCUUCCAUCCGAUCGAUUCGUCUAAGAUCUGCCUCGACGUGUCGACGGUGGACUCGAUAGUCCAACUGACAUCCUACCAGGAACGCGUGCGCGACCUCGAGGAGCGACUCGAAACGCACGAGGAGGCCGAAAAGAACCUAGUGCGGGAGAAGCAAUUGUCGAAACAACGGGAAGAGGAACUGCUCGACGAGAACUACAAACUUACGGAGAGGAUAUACUGGUUGGAGAACGAGAUGCGAAACAUCGCGGAAUCCAACGAGGAUAACGAUGAGAGCAAAGGCGAAAUAACUGUCGCGCAGCGGAUCGAAAAUAUCGAGCAGAAUAAACGUGAGCUUUCGGAAAAUUUGGAAGCUGCGCAGAAUACGCGUACGAAUGACGCGGAAUAUCAUCAAUGCCAGAAUCAGGCUAAUGCGGAAAAUUUCGAUCAGCAAAGCGCCUCGGAAGUACAAUGUAACGUCACGCUUGUAUCCCUAGAGAAGAGGAAGAAGGAAGACGAGAUGGAGCUCCGUGAACCCCAAGAGCCGGUCGUUAUCGAUUUUACCGAAAGCGACUCGGGAAAGAAGGUUAGACGAAGGCGAAUUAACAGUAACGAGCGCGUGAUGCGGUAUACGCGAAACACGGAUUUGAGAGCAUCGAACGUCGGGUACAUGCGCGACGUCUCCUUCCGGCGACGGAAUUAUUCGUUGGUCCUGUAUCAGGAGAUUUGCGUUUAGCCUCUUUAUAUCGUCGUGUUUCUUAACAACGAACUCUAGGAAGAUGGGCGUGAGAUCAUCGAUAGCAUUGUCUUAGUAAGUUGUCCGUUGUAAUACCGUUUCUUUCAUAUCGAAGAGAGUUGUGCUCGCGUCGCAAGUCCCUUGAUGUGUCCCGCCCCGAGUUGAUGUGUUAAUUUUGAGAAGAAGCUGGGAACUUCCCCGCGAUAAGAGGACCGCGCGUGUGUUCUCUCCGGAGCGACGGCUUCCAGAAAAUAACGGCGAACGGAAGAAGACCGAGGUCGUGGAGAAAGAGUGCGGAUGGUGAGGAGGUGAGGAGGAGAGAAGAAGGAAAGCUAACCGACCGCAUAUCUACAUUGUGUCUUUGAGCAUACAUAUGCGAGACAAACGGCCGACGAGUUCGGUUCUAUUCGGCUCGAGGCGAAAGAGAGAGAGAGAGAGAGAGAGAGAGAGAAAGAGAGAGAAUAUCGAGGAAUAAUACUUGCUCUACCUAUCAAGCGCCUAACGAUGUGCGAAAAUCCUGGAUCGCCAGCUGAUUUUAAAACUGACCCCAGGUGAUCUACUUUCGUUGGAGAUAAAGGCGAGAAGGUUCUCCGUCAUCUCUCGUCGUCGCAGACUCCGUCUAUCCGUCCACCCACGAGUUCCACGGAAGAGUCAACGAACCCGUGGGUGAAGCCGCGGCACGAACGAGGACAAUACGGCUGGCGCUGCUUGGUGUGCCCAAGUGACGAUCAGAAAUAGUACGUCCCCAAAAGACAUGGGCACCCGCGGAUCGAACCCCGAACUAGCGACUCCCGGUUUGGCGUAUUUCACCUCUCCGCGUCACGGCCAAUCUUUUCGUAAAAGCUGUGAAAUCAAGUGCCAAAUAAGCCGUAGAUUAAAAACAUCUCUUCCACGCGAGCGUAAGUUAAAUCGUUAUUCCGAAAUAUAUAAUUGUGUGUUUAUAUUAGAGAGAUAUCUACGCCCAGAGAAAUCGGAUUGCGCUAAACGGAUGUGCCCUUGCCGAACGGAUGUGCCCGAAAUGCAUCCCACUGAAUUCCUGACGAAUCUUUGCCAUGUUGAAACUUAAAUGCGCGUCCCGACGCAGAUUUAAAUUUGAAAUGACGAUGAAGGGGAUUUUGCGCGAGCGAAUUUCGGAUGACACGUAACUCAGGUGUAUCUCAAAUUAGCGCGCGGCCCGCAACGUUACGAUGCAUACGUGAACGAUCGACAAAGGCGUGUCUGUGCGGCGUCACUCGCACGGAACAAAGAUUCUACUGUAUCCGUAUUAGCGAUAGCGAUUAUCGGAGCUUCUGCUAUAUCUCUAUCACACUAUACACCGCGUGCAGAAUCGUUUGAGUAAUCGUAGGAAAGUAUAUAUACAUAUCACGGGGAAUGCAUAAAGAAAUAUCCCUCAACGAAUCAAUUCGCUCGCCUGAAUAUCUUCCUCCAGUUGUUUUCUUACACGCAAAUUUCACGCGAUCAAGUGUACAGUAAAAAUUACAUAUCGAAUUGAAUCGAGAAACAACCGCGAUGCAAACUGCAGAAUAGUCUUUCACGAAUCUUAACUUUUUUCACGAAUAUUAACGAAACUAAACUCCAGGCUUGAGCCUUUAUACCCGAAAAUAUACGUGUACGCGCGUGCUUCCGCAUUUAAUCUUUAUUGAUUAUAUACAAGAGAAAGAGAAAGAGAGUUGGUACAAUAUGUAUUAGAAUAUAAGCGACGUGCCUCUAGUCCUAGCCUCGUCGAGCACAAUGAGUGCGCUUUAGUAUGUAUUGAUCUUGAGUGACGGUAGAUUUAGUGUCUUUAGUUUCGCAAGAAGUGUGUAUAUUGAAAAGCGCUUACCCGUAUUUAUACUAUGUAAAUUUUCGAAACGGAACCGACUCGGUCGUGCUCGAUCGACCGCGACGGCGGAUUCGUCUCACUCCGAGUCGUUUCGUAUAUACAGAGUUGAUUUUAUUCGUCAUGUGUAUCUGCAAGAAACGUAAUCUCGAAUAAAAUUGUCUACCUUAGA